This is a messenger RNA of Lagopus muta (rock ptarmigan), 3129 nucleotides long. It is a transcript of the gene LMO1, whose product is annotated as LIM domain only 1. The coding region runs from base 2307 to 2792 and encodes 161 amino acids. Gene Ontology annotation, molecular function: DNA-binding transcription factor binding; transcription coactivator activity. Lineage: Eukaryota; Metazoa; Chordata; Aves; Galliformes; Phasianidae. The transcript has 14 exons. Gene Ontology annotation, cellular component: nucleus. Gene Ontology annotation, biological process: positive regulation of transcription by RNA polymerase II. The record is from RefSeq and is a predicted model, not a curated record.
UCAAAAACUUUGCUUUUAGGGAGAUGGAGCACUGCUGUUUUAUCUCAAAGGGAUACUGCAAAUAGGGUGAGUUAUAAAACUGGAAAGAUAAGAAUGAGGACUCGUGGAUUGACAUAAGGACCAUUCAACAGGGCUAAAUACGUCAUCUCCAUUGAUUCUGGAAGUGAAGAUGGUAGUUUUUUGCUUUCAACUUAUGACCACAUCUGCCAUGAUGUAAAGAGAAAGUAUGGCCCAAACCAUAUCUAUUUGACACCAUUGAAACAAUCUGGAAAGCACGUAAUAGUGCUGAAGAGAUGCAAAAAGAAGAUGCAAUUCUAUUAAGAUAUAUUUCUGUAUAUAUCCCUGGGAAAAGGCUGCAAAGAUCCCAGCCACCACGUUUACCUUCAACACCAAAGACUUGCUUCACAAGGAGAAGACACAGUGCUAUGCUCGCCCCCAAAGUGAAGGAAGGUGUAUAGGAAUGGAGAUUGAUUUAACCUCUACCGCAGAGAGGAGAGGAGAAAUGUGGUGGAUGUCCUACAAAUGUCAGUGACAAGAUCCAGGAAUCAAGGCAUUUGGGAAUUUUCGCAAAAGCUCAGGACCUCUUAAGGGUGAAGAUCUCAUUGAGGGAGGUUUUUCAGCAGUGGAAAAAACCGAAGGCCUGCGAGUUUGGAUCCCGUGAUGCAUUGCUGCUUGAAGUUACAUCUGCUCCUCUCUUUCAUCUCUCCUCUUGUUAACUGGGAGCUGUCACAUUAGGAGACUUCCGCAGAGCUCCUGAAGCCAACUUAACAGAGACUGCCCUACUGAAAGCUUUCUGAAGUCGUUCCUGAAAUACAAUGCAUAAUCUCUUGAGAUUAACUCAAUGGCAAAAAUUAAAAUUGCUGUUCCUUUCUAACAGUUUUUCAGUGCUUAGAACUAAUGGAUAGCAGUUCCUUCACUUCUGCCACUUGCUGAUGGACCAGAAGAAUGUGAACCUGCCUGCCUGGUUUCAGUAGUCUUUUCCUCAUUUGUCAAGGCCCUCUGGAAGGAUAGUGUACACUAAAUGUCGAACUGAAGAUAAACCAAAACUGAAGUUCUCUGUGUGGAAAAACAGGUGGGGAAGAUCUUGGCUGUGUUUGAGAAGGUAGAUGCAUCUCUCAUGUGUGCUACAAAUGCCCUCUGAUGACAUUAAUUCAGAAUAAGGUCAAGAUUAUCACCAUUAGAUUCAGACUGAGCUGGAUGCUGGUGGAAGCACGUGCAAAACAGUCCAAUGCAGCAGUCCCUCCCUGGCUGUGUGAGCUGGGAAUAGCUGGAAUUCCUCUGUUGAGUGUUCAGCACUCAUGCUGUAUACUUUGUGUGCACCUACCACUACUGUGCAAGCAGCUUCUUUCCUACAGAAUCAGUGUUUUAGAUGACAUGUUGUUGGAAUGACACUAUGAAGACCUGGCAAAUGUCACCUAUGCCAAGUAAAGACAGAGGGAACCACAAAACACGGGUGGCACUGCAGCGUCUUAGAAUAUUGUCAUCACAAAGCAACAAGAGCCUGACACUGCAUUGUAUCUGUUCAAUUAAUGUAUUUCUACCUCUGACUUUCUGUGUCAGUCCUGCUGGUCUCUUCAGUAGCAAGGCAGUGAGGGAAGAAUGUAUCUUUUUUAAAGAAAGUCGCUGGGAUUUUUGGACGUGUUAUGGUCUAGUUCUGUGACUGGGACCACAUGUAGUGCUGCAGGGUGAACUAAAACCAACAGCAACAGGCUAGCAAGAGUCAGCUCCAUAGUUCUGCCUCUGUUCACCCAUCUCACAUUCAAUUAGUCUCCGCUUGACAUCAGGCUGGGAGCAAUGAGCUCUGAUCAGAACAGUGGAUGUGGCAACAUGCCCGUGAGCUCCAUGUGUCACUCCAGAAUUAGAUGCUGUCCCACUGGAUUCCUCCAUAAAACAACUGAGGCAGAUACGUGGAGGCCAGAUUUGUCUUUCUUGUCUAUCUACCACACCCUCUGAGGUUAGGAAAAAAGGCAGAGCCACUUGCCAGAAAACAUUACAGAAGCAAUGAACUUUAAGACAGAGAAGAGCAUUCAGGGAUGUUGGUUAUCCAUCCAGAUGAAAGUGAGAAACAUUACACAAACACUGUUGCCCCAACGUACUCAUAUCUUGGUGGUAUUUUGUUUCUGAAUGAUCCUUUCUCUCGUGCAUCAGACUCUGGAAAGUGUUCAGGCUGCUAUGCGAAGAGGUGGCAGAGCCAAAAUCCAUGUGUGGACUUGUUCAGGGAGGUUGGGCUAAAGGUGGAAUCCCAAACUUCUGCCUAACUUCAGUUUGAACUGAAACUUUACAUCGGCAUUGAGAACUGAUUCACCAUGCAGGUGGAAGAACAUGAAAAGGAAAGCUUCAUCCGUGGUGUGCCGAUGUUAUCUGUACAACCCAAGGGGAAGCAGAAGGGCUGUGCUGGCUGCAACCGGAAGAUCAAGGACCGGUACCUGCUGAAGGCCCUGGAUAAGUACUGGCACGAAGACUGCCUGAAGUGCGCCUGCUGCGACUGCCGUCUUGGAGAGGUUGGAUCAACCCUUUACACAAAAGCAAAUCUCAUCCUUUGCCGCAGAGAUUACCUGAGGCUCUUUGGUACCACCGGGAAUUGCGCUGCCUGCAGUAAGCUGAUCCCUGCCUUUGAGAUGGUGAUGAGGGCCAGAGAUAAUGUUUACCAUUUGGACUGCUUCGCCUGUCAGCUCUGCAACCAGCGGUUCUGUGUGGGAGACAAGUUUUUCCUGAAGAACAACAUGAUCUUGUGUCAGAUGGACUAUGAGGAAGGGCAGCUGAACGGGAGCUUCGAGUCCCAGGUUCAAUAGCGAUCCCUGCUUCGCUGGAGCACUGUGGAUGGGCGCCCGGCCGCGCCAGCAGCCAGCCGUCUGUCAGCUUGCCUGCAAUAUUUUUUUAAUUCUGGUCCAGAGAGGACUAUAUACAUUGUAGUACUUUCCCCCCACCCCCAACACAAAGCAGUUACAAUUUUAGAUGUACAGUUGUGCCUGCUUAGCUGAGCACUGCAUUGCCUGUAUGUUUGUGAGUUUCCGGGGUCUGGGGGAGGGCUCUGUACAGUCUGUUUUCUGUAUAUAAACUGGAACAUUUAUUUUAUGAAAAAUGUAAUGCAAUUUUAUUACUGGUGUGAAUUAAAAAUUAUGAAUGUUU